AUGUUCAGCAGGAACCUCCUUCGCCAGGCCACCCGUGCCGUGGCUCCCAUCCGCCCAAUUGCCAUGUCGGCAAGAACUAUGUCCGCCACUCCCUUCUUACGCGACGAGGAGAAGCCCAUCCCUCAAGAGAAGGGCGAGCACGUUGGUACCUUCUCCAGAACCGACGACUCCAUCGAGAUCCCCUUCGACGAAAAGGCCGUGCCCAAGCAAGAGCCUGUCCAAGGUCGUGGAGGCUUCCACUUCCAGAGAACCCUUGCUUCUUUCUCCCUCGAGGGCAAGACCGCCCUCGUCACUGGUGGUGCUAGAGGUCUGGGUCUGGUCAUGGCCCAGGCUUUGGUUGUUUCCGGAGCAGACGUCGCCAUUGUCGAUCUGAACAAGGAGGAAGCCGAGAAGCAGGCAAAGGAGCUGGUCAAGGUCUUCAAGGACGAGAACCCGGGCGCCGACAGAGUGCCAAAGGUCACCGGUCACUACUGCGAUGUCAGCGAUGAGAACUCCGUCGAGAGCGUCCUCUCAGACGUGAUUAACCAGCACGGAAAGAUCGACAACCUUGUGACUUCAGCAGGCUUUACCGAGAACUUCGACGCCAUCAAGUACCCCAUCGACCGUGUGAGAAAGCUCUGGGGCGUGAACGUCGAUGGCACUUAUCUCUUCGCUACCGGUGUUGCUCGUCACCUCAUGGAACGCAAGGCUCCCGGAAGCAUAGUAUUCAUCGGUAGCAUGAGCGGCGCCAUCGUCAACGUUCCUCAGCCUCAGGCUCCUUACAACGCAUCCAAGGCCGCCGUCCGUCAUCUUGGUCGCUCGCUGGCAGUCGAGUGGGCCCACGCCAACAUCAGAGUCAACGUCAUCGAGCCUGGUUACAUGCUCACUGCAUUGACCGAGAAGAUCUUGAACGAGAACCCUGAACUUGGUAAUAAGUGGACUAGCUUGAUCCCUCAGGGCAAGAUGGGCCGUCCUGUUGAUCUCAUGGGUCCUGUUGUCUUCCUAUGCAGUGAUGCAUCGAGCUAUGUCACUGGUGCCGACCUUCGCGUCGACGGUGGUUACACUUGCACUUAA
Messenger RNA from Aureobasidium subglaciale EXF-2481, 1053 nucleotides. RefSeq lists its product as uncharacterized. The transcript is spliced from 5 exons. Gene Ontology annotation, molecular function: oxidoreductase activity, acting on NAD(P)H, oxygen as acceptor. Lineage: Eukaryota; Fungi; Ascomycota; Dothideomycetes; Dothideales; Saccotheciaceae. The coding region runs from base 1 to 1053 and encodes 350 amino acids. Gene Ontology annotation, cellular component: intracellular anatomical structure. The record is from RefSeq and is a predicted model, not a curated record.